GCCAAUUACUCUCCUUACGACUCAUAUGAGUACUUUCAUCUAGAACUUGAGUUUGAAUGGAACUCGGAUUUGAGUCAUACUUCGAUGUCGUAUGGAUGUUUUGGUGAGACAUAUGAUAUGUUAGAAUAUUCGCCUGACUUUUUAGAUCGUCGAGCUGCCUCACCGAUGCCUCACGCUUGAUGUGUGGCACACGAAACUCCGUGUCGAACUUACACGGAGUCGGCAAUCUAAGAACAAUGAUUCUUUAUCUGCCUAUAUUUUGUGCCUUAAGCUGCCGGAAGUGUUUUCACUUGUACUGACAUUUUCGCCACCGCUACGCGUGACCUCUCGCGUGUCUGUUUUCUUUGAAAUUCCGCACGUCCACUCCUUAUAAAUUAUCUACCAUGGCAGAGGCGGAGUCCUCCAACUCUCCCCAGACUUUGCAAGACGAACGUCGCGUCCGAGAGAUACUACUUCCUGCAAGUGCCAUGGAGUCACAGCAACAAGUCGACGACAAUCUCGAGCGUGCUACGGAACCUCCUGACUCCCGGGAAUCUUCCUUUGACGAUUCAUGCAUGUCUUUCACUUCCGACAACCUGGGCUUUACAUUCACACCUCUUGCACAAUUGAAAGACUACGACGAACACCAAUGGCCCGAUGUCGUUCAUGGCCACUCGGCAGAUCCAGGACACGAAUCCAUGCAUUCCAACGGGGGAUCUGUAAUAGAUGAUGAGGGCGCUGACAGAUCUUCUCGGUUCACUGCUGCUGAGAAAGGGAAAGGAAGAGCUAUUUCUAAGGAUCGCCUUGAUGACGUCCAUCCGAAUGAGUCUUCUGAAGCACCCAAGACGCAGCACCGUUCAACGAGCAAGAAACGUGCCAGAACGUCCUCCUCUGAAGACGACCCUGCUCCUCACAACGACGCGGAGUCGGUUAAUUGGGAAACGCAUAUCAAGGACAGCAUAUUACGAUAUAUCAAUAACAAAGAAGAUUCUUUCCCUCUCGGUCGUCGAGUGGACUCAACUUUGACAUUUCCAUCCCAAUUUUUGACUGGCUUCUUUCAGUUGGCUGCAAUCAGAGACCCACCAGGUUCCCCUUCUAGAAUUGACAAACCUGAACAUAAACUUGACAACUACGUUGAGGUCGCGAAUUGGGCGAGAUCAUUCUUACACAUGCAGUUCCGUCUUGAAGAUAACCAGAUUGAGGACAACGUUAUAGUGUUGUUAAUGAUGUUGGUAAACGACUUUUACGAUACUCAUAUGAGGCUUGCAGAUGCAAUUGUGACGCAAGCCAUAAAAUAUCGAGAUGAGGAUCGCCGGGAUGUUCUAAAAGUGGAGGACUUCGUACACAUUUUCGAGAGGAUCCAGAAUGCUCGUCAUGAUCGUAUUUAUGAUGCUCUCGAAGCUCGCAGAGCCCGUGCUCCUCGCCAUCCUACGCAUAUCCCAGAUGCCACGACACGUUCCGGAAGGACUUCAAGACUCACUCCACAAGCCCAAGCGGCGUUGAGACAAGAACAGGAAAAAGAAAGGAAGAAGGAAGCUCGAAAGUUGAAGAAACAACAAGACCAAGUACGAAAGAAUAAUGAAGAUAUGGAUUCUCAAGGUCUUGACGAUAACAGCCCUUCUUUGGCAACUGGUCAAGUGUGUCCGACUUGUCAUCGAUUGGUUCCCGGUGAACAGAACGACAUGGCAAUCUCUCCAAAAUCUCGAAAGAAGCCUGCGAGGAAAAGGGGCAAGAAAGCUGCUCCCUUACGGACGAGGGUGCCAAAAGUUUCUGAAAGUCCGGCUCCUUUGCUCUCUGUUUCUACUGCUGUAGCAGAAGAGGAGGAGGAAAGUUCUGACGGGGAGCCUAACGAUUCUGCUCAGUCCGGGAGGCGUCCGGUACUCAAAGUCAAGAUACCAACCAAGAGGGACACAGUCAAGGCUGAGUCGCCCCAGCCUGGCCCAUCAGUGAUUUCAACCAUUCCUUUAAGGGCCCCUGUUCCCAUUCGUCCUCGGCCUUCUGACUCGCUUGAUCCAAACUAUCACUAUCCCGAUAUCCCACCUGGUUAUACUGGCUCUGCGAAUAAUGCUGCGACUCUACUCCCAAUUAGACACGGCGGACUUCCAUCAACCUCAAGUCCGUUCUCUCAAAGGAAUUGGAAUCCUGGUGAACCUUCUCGUCCUAAUCUUGGUGCCACCCACUUCCCGAUUUCCGGACAGUCCCCUUACUUGGCGAUCCCAACAUCUAACGCGUUCCCAGCUUCUGGUAUACCUUACGCACCUCCUCUUCCGGAUAUAAAUUAUCCUCCUAGGCGACGCUCUAAUUCUAGCUCUGAAGCCAGGACUCAUGAUAGUCAAGUGCAUGGCCAUCGUCGGGGGCUGUCUCAUGAUCUAGGGCUUUCUCAUAAUCUUGGGAUAUUCAUGGACGGUGGACCUAGAAUUGCAAUAUCUUCUGCUCUUCCGAUAGGUGAUCCGUCGUAUGGGCAUGCUCUGCUGUCUGCCGUAGGCACUCAGACUGGGUCACAAGGCGGUCUACAACAAGCAGGCCCUGCUCUGCCAACCCAAACUCAAGAUUUACCUCGCAAUGGGCUACCACAAGAUUUGCCAGGACCUGCUCAAUUUGUCUUCCGCAAUACCACGCCCGAAACAUACCUGAACGCAAGGACUCAACCCAGACCAGGCCCAUCUACCUCCACAUCUCACACUGCACACCCACAUCAAACCUUCCCCACCCCAAACGCUAACCCCACCACAACUCUACCGCAACCUCCUCCACUUGGUACCCCAUCAUUUCCAUCUACGCCAUACAGCGCUAUCACGCCCACAGCCUAUUCAGCCUCCCCAGCUCCUACUAUAACGACUGUGAAUCGUGAUUAUACCGUUUCGCCUACGCUUAGUGCAGAUGAAGGACGAUUUGGGUUGGAGGUUAAACGGGAACAGGUGGAGUGUCAUUGGGAAAGUGGGUUGCCGGUGGUGUCUUUGGGUGGUGGUGCUGAACGGGUUUGGAAUCCUGUUGAUCAAAAACAGGAGCAAGAGCAAGAGCAAGGGGAAGGGGAGGAUAAGUCUGGUCUGAACCGGACGAACGCUGUCCUUGGUACCAGUGCUGCAUCCGUAGGAAUAUCUGAAGACGUUAACGUUCCUGAAGAACAAGUUGAGGCUGGACCGAGUGCAGUCCCUGGCCAUGGUCCAUCGUCGGAUUCAACUUCGACUGGUGACAAAGGUAAAACCCUGAGAAGGAGUACGAGGAAGAUCCCGCCAAAGGUUGUGGGAGGGUUGGGGUCGCCUAAGAGGAAGCACGUGGCAAAGCGGAGGAAGUUGAGGAGGUGAAGUGUUAUUCUUUUCUUCGCGACGAGUUCGUUUUUCUUGAAUAAGACAAUGAUUGAUAUUUCACGAUUGUAAUGACUGUAGCGAUUGAAUUCAAGGUGUGACAUAUUCUAUAGUAUUAGCCUGUUGUUCUAUCCCUAUGAAAAAUCCAAGCGUUCUCUAUAUACCAUAUAUCAAAG
This is a messenger RNA of Somion occarium, 3460 nucleotides long. Lineage: Eukaryota; Fungi; Basidiomycota; Agaricomycetes; Polyporales; Cerrenaceae. The record is from the annotation of a GenBank genome assembly.